Molecule: messenger RNA, 3813 nt
Organism: Thamnophis sirtalis
Lineage: Eukaryota; Metazoa; Chordata; Lepidosauria; Squamata; Natricidae
Source: RefSeq, a predicted model, not a curated record
AUAUUGACGACUGUGUGGGACAGUGUCAGAAUGGAGGAACUUGUAAGGAUUUAGUGAACGGUUAUCGCUGUCUCUGUCCACCUGGCUAUAUCGGGGAUCACUGUGAGAGAGACAUCAAUGAGUGCGCAAGCAACCCUUGUUUGAAUGGGGGCCACUGCCAAGAUGAAAUCAAUGGCUUCCAAUGUCUCUGCCUGGCUGGUUUCUCGGGAAACAUCUGUCAGUUGGACGUAGAUUAUUGCGAGCCCAACCCUUGCCAGAAUGGGGCCCAGUGCUUCAAUUACGAGAGCGAUUAUUUCUGCAGCAACUGUCCGGAUGAUUACGAGGGCAAGAACUGUUCCCACCUCAAAGAUCACUGCCGCUCAACUCCUUGUGAAGUGAUUGACAGCUGUACUGUUGCUGUCGCUUCCAACAGCACCCCAGAAGGGGUUCGCUAUAUCUCUUCCAAUGUUUGUGGCCCUCACGGCAAGUGCAAGAGCCAGUCGGGCGGCAAGUUUACUUGUGAAUGCAACAAAGGCUUCACUGGCACCUACUGUCAUGAAAAUAUCAAUGACUGUCAGAGCAACCCAUGUAAAAAUGGGGGCACGUGCAUUGACGGCAUCAACUCCUACAAGUGUAUUUGUAGUGACGGCUGGGAAGGCACCUUCUGUGAAGCAAAUAUCAAUGAUUGCAGUAAAAGCCCUUGUCACAAUGGAGGGACGUGCCGAGACUUGGUCAAUGACUUUUUCUGUGAAUGUAAAAAUGGCUGGAAAGGGAAAACUUGCCACUCACGUGACAGUCAGUGCGACGAAGCCACGUGCAACAACGGAGGGACGUGUUACGAUGAGGGCAACGUCUUCAAGUGCAUGUGCCCUGCAGGAUGGGAUGGAGCCACUUGCAAUAUAGCACGCAACAGCAGCUGCCUGCCAAGCCCCUGCCAUAAUGGGGGAACAUGCGUUGUAAGUGGAGAGUCUUUCACAUGCGUUUGCAAAGAAGGCUGGGAAGGACCUACGUGCACGCAGAAUACAAAUGACUGCAGUCCACAUCCUUGCUACAAUAAUGGAAACUGUGUGGAUGGAGAAAAUUGGUACCGCUGUGAAUGUGCUCCAGGUUUUGCAGGUCCUGACUGCAGAAUAAAUAUCAAUGAAUGUCAGUCUUCACCUUGUGCUUUUGGAGCUACAUGUAUAGAUGAAAUCAAUGGAUAUCGCUGUAUUUGUCCACCUGGCCGCGGUGGUCCCAUAUGUCAAGAAGUUUCAGGAAGACCCUGCAUUGCCAGUGGGCAUAUUAUUCCAGAUGGUUCAAAGUGGGAUGACGAAUGCAACAGCUGUCAGUGUGUGAAUGGAAAAGUCUCCUGUUCUAAGGUCUGGUGCGGCCCAAAGCCUUGUGUGAUAAACGCCAAGGGCCACAGUGAAUGUCCCGCAGGCCACACCUGUCAUCCUGUUAAAGCCGAUCACUGCUUUGUCCCACCCUGUGACAACGCGGGCGAAUGCUGGCCAUCGAAUCAACAGCCGGUGAAAAUGACCUGCAGCUCUGAUUCUUACUACCAGGAACAUUGUGCUAACAUUACCUUCACCUUCAACAAAGAGAUGAUGACUCCAGGUCUGACAACCGAGCAUAUCUGCAGCGAGCUGCGGAACCUGAAUAUCCUGAGGAAUGUCUCCAUUGAAUAUGCUCUGUAUAUCACCUGUGAGCCAUCGCAUUUGGCAAGCAAUGAAAUUCACGUGGCAAUCUCUGCUGAAGAUAUCCAGGAGGAAAAUAAUCCAGUAAAGGAAAUAACUGAUAAAAUUAUCGAUCUGGUCAGCAAACGUGAUGGGAAUAGCACCCUUAUUGCAGCUGUUGCAGAAGUCCGGGUCCAGAGGCGGCCAAUUAAGAGCAAAACAGAUUUCUUGGUCCCGUUACUCAGCUCCAUUUUAACUGUGGCUUGGAUCUGUUGCCUGGUCACUGCCUUUUACUGGUGCAUCCGGAAGCGGCGAAAGCAGAGCACUCACACACACACCGCCUCGGAAGACAACACCACCAACAACGUGCGGGAGCAACUGAACCAGAUCAAGAACCCCAUAGAGAAACACGGGGCCAAUGCUGUGCCGAUCAAAGACUAUGAGAACAAGAACUCCAAAAUUGCCAAAAUAAGGACACACAAUUCAGAGGUGGAAGAAGAUGACAUGGACAAGCACCAGCAGAAAACCCGAUUUGCCAAACAGGCAACCUACACGUUAGUAGACAGAGAUGAAAAGCCACCCAACGGCACGCCUACAAAACACCCAAAUUGGACAAACAAACAAGACAACCGGGACUUGGAAAAUGCACAAAGCCUAAACCGAAUGGAAUAUAUUGUAUAGCAGACAGCAGGUGCUGCCGUGCAGGGCCUUUACCUAUCAAUCUAAGGCAACUCGGAGCUUGUAGUUCUUAAAACGGUUGUGUAAUAUUUUGAGUCUAAGGCUAUUAUUUGCUUAAUAUCCCUGUGUUAAUUUAAAGUUUUGACAAGCUGGCUUACACUGGCAGUGAUAGUUGCUGUGGUUGGCUGGAUUACCAAGUGCUGCAUUUCACAUCUAUGCAAAACUAGUCAAAAAGUGCCCCCUCUGUCAAUUCAGCCGCAGCCGACGCAUCCCAGAAAGGUUUCAUAAGGAACCGCUAGGAUUUUAUUUUGCUUUUUUUUUCCUGGAGUGGGAAAGAAAUAUAUACAUAUUGGUGGGUCUGUUCGUUUUUUUUGUUUGUCCCCCCCCCCCAACUUCCUUCUCUCUCGAGAAAUCACAGUCUGUAGUCUUAGAAGAAAAAGUAUGUUUUAUUUAUUUAUUGAAUUAGAGUUCUUUUGUAUAUUGGUUUUAUGAUGACAUGCAACUAGUUCUGUAUUUGAAAGUGCCUUUGCAGCUCAGAACCACAGCAACUAUCAAAAAAAAAGUUUAUUAUUUAUUUUUUUAUGGUAUUUUUUUUUUUUUUUGUUUCGUUUCGUUUUGUUCGCGGGAAGGGAGGGACCAGGAAGAUUCAUUGUCAGCAGUUGCUGGUAAAAAAAAUAAUGAAGAAUUGAGAGGAAAAUGUGUCAAAAGUAGAAGUUUGUAUAGUUAUGUAAAUAAUUCUUUUUUAUUAAUCACUGUGUAUAUUUGAUUUAUUAACUUAAUAAUCAAGAGCCUUAAAUAUCAUUCCUUUUUUUAUUUAUAUGUAUGUGUUUAGAGCUGAAGGUUUUUCAUAGCAUUGUAUUGCUUAUGGCUUCUUUACUUUUUUACCUUUUUUUGUUGUUACAUGUUGCCUGCAUGCCAAAAUUUAAAUGUUCUGAAUUUCGUUUUGUCUUAUUUUUAAUUUUUAACAAUAGGAAGGGCUUUCUAGCCUUCGAUGCUGACUUUUUUGUAUGAUGUCAAAUGUGUCUCUUUUAUUCCUUUGGAAACAUCUUCCAUAGUAUCACAUUCAUAUAUUUUUUUGUAAAAUACCAGCCAAGGCAGUUAGAUCUAGUUUUCUCUCUCUCUCUCUCUCUUUUUCUGGCUGCUUUAAAGAUGGGGUGGGAGGGAAGGAAGGAAAGGAUGACAGACAGAUCACCUGCUUCAGAGCAGCUUAAGGGAACACUAAAGGAGCUAUAACUUCUGUAGAUGAAAUGUGAGAGUUGUGAGUGGUUGCAUGUAAUUUAAAAAAAAACUGAAUUAGUGUGUGAAGUUGGAAGCACCAAAAUCUUACUUUGUAAACUCUUGAUUUUCCCCCCACCAAAAAUAGUAUAAAACUGAACCACUUGUAGAUUUGAUUUCUUUCUUCCUUUUUUUUUGUAAUCUACUGUAUGUAGAAAGUAUUCUAAUAAGCUAGUCAUUGAAUACUUGAACAGUAGAACGUCCAGUAAGAUCACUGUGUAGAUUU